Molecule: messenger RNA, 327 nt
Organism: Phragmites australis (common reed)
Lineage: Eukaryota; Viridiplantae; Streptophyta; Magnoliopsida; Poales; Poaceae
Product: proteasome subunit alpha type-4-2-like
Exons: 1
Coding region: 1-327 (108 amino acids)
Cellular component (GO): proteasome core complex; cytosol; proteasome core complex, alpha-subunit complex
Source: RefSeq, a predicted model, not a curated record
AUGUACAAGAUCGACUUCCACCUCACCUGCAUCGUCGCUGGGAUCAUGUCCGACGCCAACAUCCUCAUCAACAUCGCCAGCCUCCACGCCCAGCGCUACGCCCUCUCCUACCAGGAGCCUAUCCCCAUCGAGCAACUAGUUCAGUCCCUCUGCGACACCAAGCAGGGCUACACCCAGUUCGGCGGUGGGGGUGCGACGGAUGCACCCAGUUCGGCGGCGACCAUGGCCGGGAUGCGGGCGGCGACCAUGACCAGCUUCCCGAUGGGGUACUCGGACAUCCCGAGCCCGAGCGCCACGGCGGCGGCGUCAUCCGACUUAAGAAGAUAG